CAGGCGCGGCAUGUGGACGACGAGUUUGAACGAUGGCGCCCGCGCCGGGUUCUCGGCUGGUGCUGCGUGAGGAGACGCUUGGGGAGCGCAGCGGCCUGGGGCCUCACCACGACCUGGCUGAACUUCAGUCCUUAUCUAUUCCUGGAACAUACCAAGAGAAGAUUACUCACCUAGGCAGUUCUCUGAUGCAUUUUACAAGUCUAAAGUCUUUAGAUCUUUCACACAACUCUUUGGUUAGUCUAGAGUUUAACAAAAUAGAGUCCAGACACCUGCUGAGCCCUGCACCCAUCCAGCACCAGUGUGGGGACCCCGUGAGGAGGGGUCAUGAUAAGAGGAGAGCUGGCUCCAGCAUGCGCUUCCCCGAGCAGCUGGCUCCACACCAGCCCUGUGGGGAGCUGCCCCUGCAACAUGGGGAACCUGAGGCCUGCUGUGUCCACAGCCUACACCCCUGUACCAGCAUCCACCCAGACUCCACAGAUAUUGAGCACUCUUCCUCUUCUCAGAAGCCAAGUUUGUCAUCACAAAAGGUGUUGAAUCCUUCACCUAUUCCUGAAAGGUACAGGAAGUGCAGGAUGCCUGGUGGGAGGUUCCAGGAGCUGUCAGACCAGGAGUGCUUGAGCCAUCCGGAGAGGGCUGGUGGGCCCUGCAGCCUCAGGGAGAGUCUGACCAUGCAGGACAGCUCAGGAGGCCGGAGCCAGAGAGCCUUUUCUCUCUCCAGGGUGUUGGAGGCUGAAGAGCAGACAUUUCACAGCCUGAGCAACUCCAGAGUGCCACCUCCCGCAUCACACUUGGCAGCUCCGCUGGGGAGGAGGGCUCCUCUGGAGGUGGUGCUCCUGGAGGCGCUCCUCCACCUGGUAGAUAAGCACUGGAGUGGCUGCAGGUCCCUGCAUAGGAAUGAGACGUUCCUAGCCCAGGCAAGGCAUGUUCUGUCAUCUGUCCAAGAGUUGGCAGUAGCUCAGGGCAGUGUCACACCUGGGGAUGUAGAAGUCAGCUGCCUGGCCCUUGAAAAUCAGUCUCUGCACAGGCAGCUUGCUGAGCAGCACCAGCAGUACACCGAGACCAUGGAUGAGGGGACAGCAGAGCUCAGCAGCACCCAGCAGGAGAUGGAUAUCUUGAGACAACAUUUAGAUAGAUCUUUGGAGGAGAAUAAUAGUUUAAAAUCUCUGUUGUUUAACAUGAAAAAAGAAGUAAAAAAUGGAGAAAUGUCAGCUGCGUUAAAUGUGCAGAUCUCUGGACUUCAGACGAGUGUCAAGCAACUGUCUGGUGAGGUUGUGGAACUAAAGCAGCACCUCAAGCACUAUGACAAGAUUCAGGAGCUCACUCAGAUGCUACAGGAGAGCCACAGCUCCCUGCUCAGCACCAGCGAGCACCUCCUGCAGGAGCUGAGCAGGGAAAGGGCCCAGCACAGGGCAGAGGUGGAGCAGAUGCGCUGGAGCUUCCAGGAGCUCAAGAAGACCACAGCCCUGUUCCCACCCCACAGCGCCAGCCUGGGGGGCCGCCAGUCCUGCUGAUCCUGCCCAAAGCCCGGCACCUCCUCUGCCGCCAACACAGUGCCGUGCGUGCACUUUUGUGCCUCUCUGUUCGCUGAUGAGACUUGUUCUUUGUGUUUUUAGUUACAUUUUCCUCAUUGAGACACGUUCAGGGGCUGUAGCUCGGCUCUCUGAAGCACCCUAAAAUGACAGGGUGGACCCCAGGCCUUCCCCUGUUUUGAGACAGACAGACUAUAUUGCUUUGUCAUCAGAAUAGCCUGAGAUGAAGGCACCAUAGCACUUUUCUUCCCCACGUGAUGUACUGUGUAUGCCAAUUAAAGUAAUAAUUUCUUGUGUGGCAGUCCUUAUCAAUGAAUGAUACAUUCUGAAAAGUUAAUUUUUAAGUGGCUCUUUAUAAAUUUUAAGUUUCUCAUUGCAUUCAUUUAUAAAAUGAGCUAUAUGGGCCGGGAAUUUAGCUCAGUGGUUCUGGCGCCUGCCUAGAAAGCGCAAGGUCCAGAGUUUGAUCCCUGGUACCAAAAAAUAAAUAAAUAAAUAAAUAAAAUAAGCUGUACACGGUGGUAGACGAGCAAGAAUAAGUUCCAGGACUUAAUAAAAGUAACACUGAGAAGAUGUGAGCAGGCUGGGCACGGUGGUGUACUCGGGAGGCUGAGCCAGGAGAAUCACCAUGAGUUCAAGGCCAGCUGAACUACAUAGACCCUGUCUCAAAAAAACAACAAAAAAGACGAGAAAUCUUUUUAAAUACUGUUUUCCUUUAUUAACAUAUGAUAGUAAAAAUACCUGCCCAAA
Heterocephalus glaber (naked mole-rat) is the source of this 2276-nucleotide messenger RNA. The record is from RefSeq and is a predicted model, not a curated record. Lineage: Eukaryota; Metazoa; Chordata; Mammalia; Rodentia; Bathyergidae.